AUGCUUCAUGAAGUUGCCGACGCCAUGGCAGCUGAAAAAAGAUCUAACGUACUAAGUUCACAAACUAUGAUCAAAUGCUCAACGCCAAACUGUGCUGGUUUUUCUUAUUCGUCUGGCGUCGCUUGCACAGUUUGUAAUAAAAUUAUAAAGCCUACUCCCGAAUUCGCUGACGAAAUUACAAGUCAGGCGAAAGUCGAACAAAUCGGAGCUAAACGCCGUCUAAUUGAACAGCCUGUCAAAAAUGUUUCCUGCUCUCCACAGUCCACGUUUUCAUAUCCUCUGGUUGUGCUCAGCAUAGGAAAAGUUGGUGUUUUUGAUGCUAGACAGAAGCCUUGCAUUAUUUCUUCUCGGGAACUGUCAUUUAGUUUUCAUGAUGAAGUCACCUGGAUUCCCGUGCGCGUAAGUGCCGAGGAAGUCAAUUGCAUUAUGUUCUGUGAACGAAUCCAAGUCAUUUUUCUUCGACCCACGGAAGCGCUUAUGCGUAAACUCCUUAAGGAAAUACGUUCAACGGGGACUUCCAGAAACACAGAAUGUUUGUCCUGGUUUACUUAUGAUAUUUUCCUAGGUGAUAAAAUGUGGCUCACUAUUGUAUUGAAGGACAUCCCUCAAAUUAGAAAUAUUCCUGACUCUUCUGGUCCAUCGCCUUAUUUGACAGUACAGCAGCUUGAAGUGUUCACUUCAAGUGUACGUCUAGCUGGCGGCCAUUGUGUCAUGGAAUUUAGUUAUGACUUGGCACAGAAAUUACUAAUCGCGAACGGUGUCAAACUCACGCGGCCCAACAACACUCUUCCAGCUGUUUCGACGGCCGGCAUUUCAAAUGUUGGCAGCCUAGUCCCAAAGAAGACAACCCCUUCCUUUACACUUCUCUCUCCAGCACAUAUCGAAAAUAUGGCUUCGGAUCCUAAUUUCUGCAUUUCUGAUUCCGCCAAGUCGAGUGAUGCAACAUCUAAGAAAGAUGCGCAGUUGGCGGCGCCGACACCGCCUCAGGUUCUAAAUGAAGAUCUCGUGAUUCUCACAGACGAUUCUACCCCCACCGUUCCUUCGACGGAACUCAAUUCUUCUCAUGACAGCCAAGCACCUAACGGCCUAUUAGAUUUUUUUGUAAUUUGUGGUCUCUCUCCCUCCCUGUCUCUGAAAUUAAACAGGUUCGUAUAUCGGCCUCCUGGGUCCUCAGAUGGUAUUCUCUUAACUACUGAAGAUGUGGCCUGUCUAACGCCCGGUUCUUUCCUCAACGACACAAUCAUCAACUUUUACCUAAAGUACCUCUUCUUUGAGCAACUCUCGGCCUUCCAACGCCAGGCAACGCAUCUGUUCAACUGUUUUUUCUACAGCCGACUGUCUUCUCCCCCCGCCCCCUCUGCGGUAGUUCCCAACUGCCCUACUGACAACUCAAGCCCCGAUCAUUCCACAGUUAUCAUCCUCUUUUAUUCCGAUAACCUGUAUAAGGCUGAAAAUAACUAUGUAAAGGCUUAG
Dibothriocephalus latus is the source of this 1473-nucleotide messenger RNA. The record is from the annotation of a GenBank genome assembly. NCBI's taxonomy places the organism in Eukaryota, Metazoa, Platyhelminthes, Cestoda, Diphyllobothriidea, Diphyllobothriidae.